AUGGCGGACGGGGAGAAGCAGAAAAGUGCCUUAUUUCGAAGGCACGAACAGAUACUUAGAUGGAAAGAUUCGGAUACAGUAAAUGAACCAUUGAAAAUAAGGAAACCCAAAGUUAAAUUCCAAGAUGGCUGUGUGUUUCUAGCGGCUUGUUCAAGUGGCGAUACGGACGAAGUAAAAGCCCUCUUGUCAAGAGGAGCGGAUAUAAAUACAGCAAAUGUGGACGGUUUGACAGCACUGCAUCAGGCAUGUAUAGAUGAUAAUAUAGCUAUUGUGGAAUUUCUGGUUGAGAAUGGUGCAGACAUCAAUGUAUGUGACAAUGAAGGUUGGACUCCUCUCCAUGCAACAGCCUCAUGUGGCUUCCUGGACAUUGCUGAGUAUUUAAUCAAAGGUGGCUGUGACUUAGCUAAUGUGAACAGUGAUGGAGACCUUGCACUGGACAUUGCUGAUACUCAGGCCAUGGAGGAAUGCCUGGAGAGAGAAAUGGAAAAACAAGGUAUUGAUGCGGAAUCUGCACGUAACUGGGAAGAGAACCGUAUGUUACAAGAUGCUAACUCUUGGCUUAACAGUGAAGAGAUUAUUCCACACAGAGAACCAAAGUCAGAGGCUACUCCCCUACAUGUGGCCUCAGCCAAGGGCUACCUCAAAGUCAUGGAUGUGCUAUUAAAGCUAGGAGUAGAUGUAGAUGCGAAGGAUGCUGAUGGAUGGACGCCACUACAUGCGGCUGUACACUGGGGACAAGAAGAAGCUUGUAAAGUACUUGUGGAACACAUGGCUGAUAUGGAGGCCAAAAAUAAUGCAGGACUAUCUGUUUUCGAUGAAGCUGACACUGAUAUGCUUAAACUGCUUAUAGAACUCAAGAAAAAACAAACAACACUAAAAGAUAAAAAAGAUGUGAUUCAAACAAAAGUCCCUCCGCCAUUAAAAAGAAGAACUUCAAUCACUCGUAUGAGUGUAGACCAAAAACAGAAUGUUGUAAUAAAAAAUUUAGAAGAGGAACGCGAGCAGCUAGAACGUGGACUCUUCAAAAAAGAGGAUAGAAAAACGAUGAGCUCAAGUUCUAGCAGCGAAGAAUCAAGCUCCGAUUCAGAAACUGAAAAACAAAACGCAAUAAAUAAGAAAACAACUCUUACAAGCAACAACCAUGCUUUGGACACCAACUCGAGUACAACCUUUCAAAAAGCUACAACCGAAACGCCAAAAAUUGAAGAAUCAUCAGAGAUCAGCAAGCCCUCUUCACCCAAAAUUACUGAUCUUGCGACCACGAAGAAAGAAGAGAUUGUUAAAAAGAAGGAUGAUAUUUUAGAACUUAAGAAGGAAACUGAUAAGGAUGAAACUGAAGAGAUUACCAAGGAUAAGGAGCAAGAGAAAAUCUCAUCUCCCAAUCCCCACCGGCAACCUCUUCACGAUAGCUCACAGCGUGACAUCACAUUACGUGACACUUUAAAGGACUCAUCACAGGGUGACAUCAUAUCAAAAAAUGACGUCAAAUCUCAAGGUGACAUGACAUCUAAAAAAGCGAAGGAUCCGAUAAGUAAAACAAUUAGCGAUCCAGGGUCUUUCAGAAAUCCACAGGGUGUCUCUGCCUUAACUAACAAGACGCAGCUUCCCCGGCAUGAAUCCAUUGGUUCUGGGGAUGGUCCCGGCUCUUGGCGGGCGGGUCUACGGAAAACGCCCAGUUCAAGCGCCGUACCCGAGGGUAAAGCAGCAAAAGAUGAGCUGUUGGAAAAACUCUCUCGGUCCGCAUCUAGUCCUAGGCUUGCCGGUGAUCAGGAUCGCACCUCACGCCGCCCAUAUAGUACCUCUGAUCUACGAGACCCUGCUAGCAAAGAUAGGUUCCUUAGCUAUCAAAAUAGGUUCACAACAUUAACAAAUUCCUCCAGUGCCGUGCCGCCAGCCCGUCAGUCUUCCUAUGUCCCGUUGUCACGUCGACGCCAGCUGGAGGCAGAGCUUAAGGCUGCGGAAAGUGAAUCCAGGGUAACAACUACGCCAUCUAUCAACUCCACGACUACAACUACGACCUCUAGAGGAUCUAGGGCCUAUGAACCGCCUAAAAGAGAUGAGGAGGCAGAAACCCAGCGUAAGGCAAGAGCCAAGAAGGCCAGAGAGACUAGGAGGUCAACCCAGGGUGUUACAAAAGAAGAUCUGGCACUUGCCCAGCAGACGUUACAAUUUGCUGACAAAUCUAAGAUUGAGUCCACAUCAAAAAUUGAAGAAGAAAAUAAAAGUGAUAAAGAAAAUAAACCUGAUGCCACGACUGUUACACGGAGGUCAAAGUACUUGGAUGAUAAAAAAUCAACAAAUGAGGAUGAUUCUAGGACGAGUUACCGUCGCUCUAGUCGUAAUAAUGAUCGCGACACACUUUCUACAGACACUAAUACUACUAAUACUACAUCUGCUUAUAUCCCUAGAAGUUUACGUAAUUCUAACCUGACUGCAACCACAACUAAUAGCACAACAACUAGCAGCACAACCAGUAGCACAACAACAUCAAUAGCCAGUAAGGCAGAACCCACUGGUACAACGACCACUACCACACCAGCAUAUACACGCAGGUAUCAGCGCAACCAUGAAGAAGAUAUUAAAGAGGAAGAGGAUACCACUCCAAAAUCAUCAGCAAUACGAGCCAGAAGAAAUAGGAAAGAACGAAGACCAACUGGUAUUACAUAUGGAGAUGAGGAAACAAAGGAUGAGAAAGAGAAGGGGAAAGAAUCAGAGGAGGAAAAGAAAGAUACAAGCUCAGGGUCACGCUACAGUUCACGUUAUAGCUCAACAGAUACGCCAUCUACUGAUCGUUAUGCUUCCACGACAGGUCGCUCAGCCAGCAGCGACCGCCCAAGUUCCUACGCAGGAUAUUCCCGUCAACCUGUGACAUCAACGUCAGAGAAAGACUUUAAGAAAUUAUAUGAAGAAGAAAAGUCCGAACAUGAGAAGAGCAAAGAGGAGCUAAAGGCAACACAACGGGAACUUCGGGAAACAAAACUAGAGCUUGAUAGGAUACGACGUGGAGAGAGAAUGGCUACUGAAUCAGUGUCCGAUAGACGGGAACGGCGGCAACUAGAAAGAAAACUCUCCGAAAUGGAAGAGGAAGUUAAACUAAUGGAGCAACUAAAACAAGACAACCAACGACUAAAAGAAGAAAAUGGUGCGCUCAUCCGAGUCAUAAGCAAACUUUCCAAAUAACACACAAAUAGGAAAUAUUCUAUUAAUUGCUAUUUAACCUGUAACUUUUUUAUCAUGUCAAAACAUACAGAAAAAUCUGACUGGUGUGUGAUUGUGAUUUGUGUACUCAUUGUGUCUUUUGAGUAUAUGCACUCAGAAGACUGAGUGGAUCUGUAUGUGUAGUUUGAUAUGGGAAAUAACACUCAGUAUUGGGACUUAACUUAUUUGCAUUGAUGUUUUAAAUAAACACUUUUAUGCAAGAUUUUAUUUGAUCUCCAAGUGCUGCAUGUUGUCUACCAUGAUUCCUUGAGGAUGAUUAUGUAUGGUUAUUAUCAUUCUCUGUAGGAUAGCAAGACAGCAUGUAGCAUUUUGGUGUCAUCCAUAAUUUGUAUAAUUUGAUAUAUAACCCUAAAAUUAUAGAAUUAUCACAUUGUAAUUCAAAAGCUUAUAAAUGCAAAAUAGUGUAUAAGGUCAGGUUUGGUGUUGCCCAAUAGGAAUAACCUUUGACGUGCAAUAACCAAUCACAGAUGACUUCAAAUGUCACAUGAUUAAACCGUCUUUUACUAUUGGUAACUUCUACCUGUCAAUCACCCAAUCAGUUUUUUCAUGACCAAUAAGAAUCUGGUUGAGCCCAUUAAUCAAAGGGGUGAUAGUAUACUUGCAUUGCCCUUUGACCCCUAGUCAAUAGACUUAUCGAAGGUGCUUCCAGCCAAGAUUUAGAAAAUGUAUGUACUGUAUAUUAUCCAUAUUCCUUAUUAAAGUCAAUCCCUUGUGAAAAACUCAAUGAUUUCAUACUUUGAAAAUUUGUUUUGUGUUAAAACAUUGAGUUUUUGAUGAAAAACUGAGUCAGACAGGGACAGCAGAUUUUAGGAGUUAUGCUUAUAUCCAAACAAUAUUCUGAUAUAUGUAUGUAAUGUAAUGUACAAAAAUAACUUAAUAUUAUGAAUUAUAUGCAGGAGACAUUCGAGUCUUGACAAUGUGUUCAAGCCAAUUAUAAAGGAUUUUAAAAUUAUGCAAAAUUACUCCAAUAAUUGCUUUAAGUGCUUUAAAUUUUAAGCUGGCACUGGCAGUCAUAAAUUUACCUCAGCUGAGUCAUAGGAUUAAUAAUGCAUGACUAUAUAAUGCAUGACUAUGGCCUAGUUGAUAAUAGAGAGGUGUUAAAGGUUUUUGUGAAAAUAACUCCAAUUUGAAUCAUCUCAAAUAUGCAAGUUGAAAUGUGUUGUUUGUUGAGAAGGGUUGUGUUUUGUGAACAUUUGGAUGUGGAUUUAACAGGUUAUCUUUGAUACCUCAAUAUGUGUUAAAGAAAAUAUUGCGUUUGUUAGUUGCAACCUCCCUAUAGUAUAUCCUUUAGAAAGAUAUGUGUUCAUUUUGUUGAAAGGGUUCUAGUAUUCUGCGCUAUAAGACUUGACUCAAGAAUUUUGAACUAAUUCUGAAAGACUGCUAUUAUAAAGCUAAUCGCUAAGUUUGCUUCUGCUGAGAACCUGUACCAUGACAAAUUUUGAAAAAGUUUUACAAAAUCAACUGAAGGUGUAAGCCAGUAUACGGCAAAUCCAGUCAAAGGAGGUUAGGAUUUCCCAUCAUACACCAUUGCCUCCAUUCACAAAGGAGCUAUUGUAAAUCCCAUCAUACAUUAAUCUAAUAAUGGUUGUAUUGUACAUAGAUAUAAAGCAGGCAGUAUUUACAUUUUAAACUUAAUCAAAAUGUAAUUAUUAUUUAAAGAGUUUUAACUUAACUUUGUCUGGAUUAUGCUCUGAGGCAGAAAAGAGAUUUGGAAAUGUAUUAUAGAACACUAAUAUGUUAAUAUCUGGAACUGUACCGUAUAAACCUUAUACACUAUUACAAAUAUGGUAUAUAAUAAUAAAUUGACUCGACAUUGGCUAGUUGUAUUGAUGCGUGACAGUAUAUUUAAGUCACGCAAACCAUGUUUGAAUAUUGCCAUAUAUACCAAGUUUAAGCACUAAUUUCUGUAGCUUUGAUUCAUGUGUGAAUUUGCAAGCGCUAAUAGGCGAAAUGUGAUCACACUAAUGUAUAUUAUAAUCAUUUGUGAAGUCUGUUAAAUAUCUGUUCAAAUUCUCUGAUUUCAAAAAUCUGGGAAUGUCCCUCCAAGAAGGUGGUUGUUUUAGUUUCUAUAGUAACCAGUGUUUUUCUGCCCAUUUAAUGCGUAGGUGUUUAAAUGUGGAUCCUUUGUUUAAUCUAUUUAUAUUAUUAAACUGGCCGAAAGCCAUGUAUAUACUGAAUUUUGGUGAAUUUAUUUUUGAUAGCACUUUUUAAAACUCAAGUUCAUGUACGAGAACUUUGAGCCUGUACAUUUGUAAUAUAGAAUGAAACUCGACUACUCUAAUGAUAAUAAUUACGAGGAAAAUUUCAUUGCAGAGAAUUGCUCAUGGAUGUCUUGAUUUUGUAUAUGAAUGAACCUCAUAUGAUGUUCAUGAAGUUCAUGAGAUUUGUAAUGAACGCUAACUGAUGUGAACAGAAUGCUGCAUUUUAUAUACUGGCAUAAUAUUGAUUACCAUAUUUGGAAGUUCCCGAAAAGUGAAGCACAUGGUGUUUAAUAAUAUCUACAAAUCAUCCAAAAUUAUACCUUUUUUUAAAAAAAAGUUCAAUGUGUCAUUACUGUUAUUGUCAGAAUACCGAAGCAUUUGUCCUAUUCCAUAUACUUUCAUUCAAUGAUCUCACGUUAAUUUUUUAUUAUUACUUAAUGGAGUGGGCUUAUUAAACCAUACAACCAACCAAUAUCAGUAAAGAAUAUGACAGCAGCAGAUUUUUUUAUAUAUCACGUCAUGAGACAAAAAAUACAUUGCAGUUCAUAGGUUAACAUUUUGUACAUACUUGCAAACACAAAGAAUUUUAUAUAAAAUAUGAUGUAACUAUAUAUACUUUUUCAUUUUUAAAGGGUAUAUUAUUAUAUAAUUGUUGAAACCCCAAACGUGUACUAUUUUUAAGAAAUUAAUCAUUUUUAUACAAGCUACAUGCCAGAAUUUUACAAUUGUACCAUAUAUAACCGAAUUAUGUGGACUACAGAUUAAGGGGUGGUUUUAAACCUCUAAAGCUGCAGCCAACAUAGUAUAUUAUAGCUUUUAGGAAGCAGGGUUCGCAACCUUGACCUUUUGGUUUGCAAUUGGUAAUCCUGUUUUCAAGGCUACUUGAUGGGAGUUCAAGGUGAACAUUUUUUCUCUUGCUGUUAAGAAUUUAACUAUGUACACCAGUAGCUAUCUCUGUGUUGAAAAUCCUCCAUAGUUCUGUACAGUUGCCUUAUGGGUAACAACCCACAUUGUUGCCAUGGUAACAUUGUUUGUUUACCCUAGUAACAGUAGAUUUCUAUUGAGAUAAACGCAGUGAGAUGCCUCCUUUUCUGACACGCUGGAGACAAGGCUUGUAUUUAGUGGAAAACUUGCAACAAGACAUCUAAGAUUCACCUGGAUCUCUCAUUGUUGUUGCCUCCAUCAAGUUGGUCCCUUAGAGACGCAGUCAUUGCGUUUCUAUGGGACAUUCUAGGUGGAGAUUUAUUGAUGUGUGGUAAUGAGGAUUCUGAGGGUGCAUCAGUAGCGCCUGGAGGUGAUCAGUCCUGGCCUGGGGGUCAGGCUGCAAUCGGUAGAGACCCCUGGGUGGUUCCAGAAGCCCCUUGUGCGCCUCCCUAGCUGACACGUUGGACCUAGGGCCUGCAUCCUCACACCCUGAUUGUCACACAUCCCAUCUCAAAUAGCACACCACAUUUGCAAAAUGAUUCAUAUUUUUCAGGUUUAUGAGUCAUUGUGAUGUCAUAGAAGUUGUUUUAGUAACCUAGGCACAACAUGUCAAAAAUUGUAUACUUCCAUACAACUAACUGAUGUGUAGAGGUGUGAAAAGCAUGAAUCGUUUUGCAAUUGAAGUUACGGGGUUUUAACUUUUAUACAAAGUUACCCUUCAAGUAACAGUGUUGAGAUGUGUCUAUCAAGUGUAAUAUUUUAUUUUAGUUAUAUUCUCCCGAGAAGGAGAUUUUUUGUUUUAUUUUAUUCACCCCGCACUGAAUGCGAUGGUAUUUUUCCUGAUCAUCUACGUUUUCAUGAACUGGAGUUGGUACAAUGUGUUCUUUUGUAUUUAUAGUUUGGGCUGAAUGACAUCUUUAUGAACACCAGUUGUCGCUGGCGCUAUCAUGUUGUUUGUUUCAGUAUGAGAUUUUUCCUACCACUGAUGCAUUUGUAGCAUGAUCUCUUCAGAAGAGGGGACUCUAUUCAAAGUUGGGUUUUGAAUGUCCUUGCUUGAAUCGACUUUCCUCUGUGUACCUCCUUAUGUGACACGAUGGACAUAAGGCUUGUUCAUGAUUUGAAAAAGUUCAACCCAGAAGUAUAUACAGGGGUUACAUAUUGUACUACAUGGGCUUUUAACAGACAAGCUGAAUUGAAACUGUCAUAAUGCACCUGUGUGACCUGUCAUAUCAACUCAUACAUGUAAUCUUGGAAUUUUAAAAGAAUUCUGGGAUAUGUAUAUGACACAAUGUGGCGGGAAGCCUCUCCAGGUGACACGAUGGACCUGGAGCUUGCACUAUGACAUCACUUCGGUGUCUGCUUCCUUAUCACGUUUUCUCAGACAUGCAUCAUUUAAAUGAUAUGUAUGGCUUUCAAGGGAUUUUCAGAUAUUUUUUCGGACAUAAUAGGACAAAAAAUAAAACCACUUAGUAAAUUAGUUAAUGUUGUCUCUAAUUGCUCAAAUUUUGUCCAUUGUCCAUAUUACUCAAUAUAUUCAGUGUGGGGCUGAGUAAAAAUUGUAGUUUUAAGUGUAUGCUUGACUUAAUUUGGUCACUGUGCUUUAGUUCAUUGCUGUAUGCCAUAAACAGUUUACUGGUGGUGACUCCAUGAAUGACACGUUGGAUUCAUGGUGAGCGCAGGAGCCAUACUGUCGAGUGUAUUCCCAUCCAAGAUGGAUGAACUUCCUGCAAGUGUUGCAUUAUGGGUAAAAUUGAUCUGGUGAUGAAUUCUCUUCAUAAUGUCACUUUGCUGGAUGGCGAGUCUUUGACAAAUUCAGAACCAAAAUGCUUUUUUUUAUGUAUGGAAUAUUGUAAAUAUUGCUUAGUUGUGUAGAUACAUAGUGCAAAAUGAAUUUGUCUCGGACUGGCAACAAAUGCAUGUCAUUGACUAUUCUAGCUUAAUACAUGUGCUAUUUGCUAUUUUAUGAAUUUUGGGACAAACACAACCCCAUAUGCCUUUAUUACAUUAUACUCCAGCUCUUGUGAACAAAACUUUUCAACAUGUUUUAAGCGGUGGUCACAAAAAUUAAUUUUCCUCAACAGAAAAUUUCUCAUGCAUUUUUUCUCAACAGCUUUUUGCCUUGUAGUAUCACAUUUUCAGAAUGUUCUAUAAUUUGGUACUUUUCAAGAAAAUCUGUGACUGCUGUUUGUAAUUUUGUUGGAACGAACAAUUCCUUUGAGUUAUCCCGGCAGUAUUAUAGUAGUUAGUGAGAGGGUGUAUUGUGUUGCAGGGGCAGCUAUCUUCACCAAAAUGAUGUAGCAUACAAAGUACAAAGCUAAAAUAAUCAGUGGUCUCCAUGACCUUGACCUCCACAUCAAGGUCAUGGUGACACAGGCAUGGUGGGUAGCCUAAACACCUAGGCCCCAUUAUAACAAUUGGCUUGUUAUGAUGGUCCACUGUGCCAAAAACAUGCCACAUUAGGUCAGAUGAACCAUUGGACCACAUCAUCACGUUGAUGUGCUCUAGUUGCAAAGCAUUUAAACCAUAUACAAAAUAUUUUUUGGUUGCUAUUGUAACCAAAAGCUAUGGGUGGAUAUGGUUGGAUGACCACGCCUCCUUAGGUGACACGUUGGAUCUAAGGUUAGCAUAUAGAUGUUAUAUGAUGGUACCAUUGGUUGUAGUGUGCAGGAAAUCACUGGUUGCUAUAGAAACUGUAUAAUCGAUUCACUGGUAUUGAUGGAGACAUGACUUGUUGUUGUAAUGAAGAAUGAAUUUGAACAGAUGAAAUACAGAUUAACUUUACAUUGUGUGGUCACAGAAUAUACCUAUGGAUAAGGCCUGUGUUACAUGCAAAUAUUUUAUACUCUGAAUACUAGGGUAGGUUUUCUACCAUUGUCGUAGCAACAGGCUAGUUGUCAUAGCAACGUGCAUGUUGCUAUGGAGGUUUGAUUUACUUUGUAGAUACAAGUGUUAUAGAGAAAAUGUAUUCAUAAGUAAUUAAACUAAGUUGGUAUUGUAAUGAAAA
Owenia fusiformis is the source of this 9348-nucleotide messenger RNA. NCBI's taxonomy places the organism in Eukaryota, Metazoa, Annelida, Polychaeta, Sabellida, Oweniidae. The record is from the annotation of a GenBank genome assembly.